Messenger RNA from Purpureocillium lilacinum, 1809 nucleotides. RefSeq lists its product as uncharacterized. Gene Ontology annotation, biological process: meiotic cell cycle; positive regulation of transcription by RNA polymerase II. Lineage: Eukaryota; Fungi; Ascomycota; Sordariomycetes; Hypocreales; Ophiocordycipitaceae. Gene Ontology annotation, molecular function: DNA binding; DNA-binding transcription factor activity. The record is from RefSeq and is a predicted model, not a curated record. Gene Ontology annotation, cellular component: nuclear chromosome.
AUGGACUCCCCCUUCCACAGUUCGUCGUCGGCGGCCGCUCGUCCUCGAAGCGGCCACGCGCCCAUGGAUCAUCAGGCCUACCGCUACGGGGGCUACUCCCAGGACGAGCCAAGCACCUACGAGCGACACCCGAGCUACUCGAACCUGAAGCGUUCCUUUUCGCAAGCCGAGCCCCCCGCUUACCAGGAGAUCGUCCAGGAUCUCCGGGACGACGGCUCACGCCUGACUGUCAACCAGGACCACAAGCUGUUGGCAUUUAGACGAGCCCAGGACAAGUCGACCGUGGUUGACCAUCACGGCCGCGUGCAGCAGAUGGAUCUGUCCGCACAGCUGCACGGCAUGUUCUUUCUGUCGGAGAUGCCCGCCAACGCCACCGACGGCUCGACGAUGCAGCCCGAACUGACCUGCUACCGUCGCAACCUCUUCCAGAUCAGCGGCUCCCUGGUGAUGCCGCGAGGACAGCUUUCCGUGCUCAGCGAGUCGAACGAGACGCUUCCCAUUACCAGCAUGGAGGUUUCCAUUUCCGCCAUCGAGUCAGUCGACGGCAACAGCGUUCGCCUCAUCGUAAUCCCUUGGAAGACGCCGCCACCAAACACCCCUGAGAUCGCGCAAACGCCGGAUCAGGAACCCCCUGCUGUGCCUUUGAUACCAUUCCAGGAUGACGGCGCGGACGCCGACGGAGAAUUGGCCGUCUAUCCCGUUGGGUGGCGUCGGCUCCAGUUCAGAAUUGCCACGGCGAACAACGGACGCAGAAAGGAACUUCAACAACACUUUGUACUGCACCUGAAGGUCCACGGGACACUUUCUGACGGCAGCAAGGUUGUGCUCACGGAAUCGACUACCGCCCCUAUCGUCGUGCGAGGACGAAGCCCACGCAACUUCCAGGCACGCAAGGAAAUUCCUCUACUAGGUUCCAGCGCCGGCUCACGGGGCCAAGCUUUGGUCGAGACCGGGCUUGGUGUUGUAGCCAGCGCCAUGAGCUUGAAGCAGGACAAGGCAAGGAGCAUCGAUAUGCAGGUUCCGCGUUCCUCGUUUACGUUCAGCCCCCCUAAGUCGCAAGCCAGCUCUCUGAGCUCGAUGCGGUCUAACUCCUAUCCGUCAUGGAGCCAGCAGGUUCCUACGUCAGGGCCAGGCGCCUACCCGUCAACAAGUAUCGGAGGCGAACCGUACCCGAAGCUGCCACUCGCAGGCGCGUCCAGCUUCGCCAGCGAGCCUCAGGAGUUGCCGCUGCAGACUUCCUUGGCACCCUCGUUGUCCCUCACGACGGGAGAGCAGCCGCAGUCCUCGCUCCGGUCGCAGUACGCCUAUACCAGCUCAGCGCCCAGCGUCACCAUGGGCGCGACAGACGGCGCCUUCAACAUGCCCCGAUAUCUAGACGGAAACCCCAGACCGUCUAAGAGCCCCCGCCAGGCGGGUCAUCAGUCAGUGCACAGCUCUGGCUCCAUCGCAAACACGGACGCUUCGUCCGACUACCGCUAUGGCCCUUACCGGACCUCGGCGGCCAGUACAAGCGACGCCUCACAUGCGCCUAGCUAUACAUCCGAGUCGUCAAACUCUACCAACCCUUCGUCUAGAGAUUAUUAUCCCUCGUCGAACAGCUGGACAACGACAGCGGCGGAGCCCAGUUCCAGCCUAGCAUACGCAGGCGCAGACGCACGGUCAUCGUACUCUUUUUCUCACGAGCCUUACAAGAGCGGAGCGUCCACUAUCCCGCCUCUCAAGCAUGAGGUGGGCUCGUCGGCCGUUUACGGCAGCGGUCCUCGCGCCGCUUUUGACUCCAUGAGCAACUACUCGUGGAGUGCGGCGUAG